Caenorhabditis auriculariae is the source of this 2993-nucleotide messenger RNA. The record is from the annotation of a GenBank genome assembly. NCBI's taxonomy places the organism in Eukaryota, Metazoa, Nematoda, Chromadorea, Rhabditida, Rhabditidae.
AUGCUUUUCCUAGCAGCGUUUCUCGUUUUCAUAUUCUUCGCCAUUCGGUUUUUCCUCCAACGAGACCCAGUAAAAAUCGUCGGAAUCUACAGUCAACCAGGAAAAUGGUAUACUUUUUACUUUAUGAAAGUUUGUGGACGCUGAGAUCCCUAGGAUUUCAAAACUAUGAGUUUAGGAUCAUGUAGUCAUUUUUCAGACAAACUCAUGUCGCCCAGUAUAACCACCCCAUUCGCUAACUUACUUGAUCUAGGUAUACCUUGAAGUUCAAACUGAUGCGAGCUAUCAUUGCCUACCGCCAGAGGAAGCAGAAAAAGUCGAAAGAAAGUGUAAGUUAGGCCUGACUAACAACUUUGAAAGAAAAUCUGCAGACUUCAAAAGAAGAUCUGAUGACGUCGCAAUGGGGCGGCGACGGCGGAGAGAGACCUCCACACGAAAUGGAGAAGAAGCACGACCUGCCGUUGAGCAAGGCGAGUCUGAGAAUGAACACUGGAGAUUACAACAGUUGCCCUUCAGCCAAGAGCGGCAGAUGCGGUUUUUCUGAACGCCUCUAGUCGAGAAGGCUUUUACUUCAUUUUGGGAACCGCACAACGUCACGACAACAUCAUCAACCUUUUCUUGGUGCUGCGUGUGCCUGGCGUCGGCACGUUUGUCAACAAGGAGAUGUUCAGUAAUACGAAUGUCAAGGUUCGCAAUUGAAAAUUCGACAGGAUAAUACGGUCUUUUGAAAAGAGUGUUUGUGAAAAUCUGUAGCCAACAUUUUGCACCGUUCUUUCAAUUGAUUCAACAUCAAUGAAAAUGAAUCCUAGAGCGUACACUCUCCGGGGAACAACGAAUGGAGAACGGAGAGCGGCUUCGUGCUCGCCUGUGACGAACCGAUGAAACGCUGGAGAGCUUCCUACAACGGACCGUUGUACGCUCCGAAAGGGAAGAAGAACUUCACGGCCACAGGGGCGGAGCCAGAACCGACAGAUCUCGAGCCAAUCGACGCCAAGUUCGACUUCACGUGGACCAACUUCGGUUUGAGAGGUUGAUAGGAUUUGGGAAGAAUAGUCGCAGGUGAGUGCUUCGAUUUUGACCGCCAAGUCUCCCCGACGGCCAUCGCCCACUCGUUGGCCAUCGAGCCUUGGAGCCGACCGCUUUUCGACAAAAUGCGAGCCUCUCAUCAGACUCACUACGAACAGGUUUGCUUCGGUAAAUAGUGCUUAUUGGAUAUCCGAGCAGUUUAGUAAAAAAAUUCUUCGUUUUAAAAAGAUUCCUUAAAGUCUACCACUUCUUCUCGAAAUUGUUUGAAUGACUUUCCUACAGCGAGGAUGGCGGUGAACGUUGAUUCAAAUCUCCUAUUUUAAAAGAAAAUGAAACAUUUCUUCGUUCUGAAUUUCGGCUCACAAUAUUUGAAUUCUCUGUUCACAACGUUAAAAAAAGAGAUAGAGUAUUAUUCUAAAAACGGUGGAAACUGUUGACUUCAAUGAAAAGUUUCUGAGGUCAUACCGAGUUACAGUUUGGAUUCCUGACCGGAAACUUGAAAUUGGGCUACGAAGAAUAUCACGGACUGAGGAUGACCAGCAUGCGUGAUCACACUAUCACCGGUUACCGUAACUGGUCCGAUCUUCGAAGGUAGCUGUUUUCCUCUUUUUGAAAGAGUUCCUACCAUUUUUCAAUAAAAAAUCCUAUUCUCCCAUUUUUAAUCUCCCCAGUGUCUAGAAACUACUGCGCAUACGUGAAAAAAUCAGAUGAGUUGAUCCAAAAAGUUUCGCUCUAGACCUACCCUUGAAGGAACAUCAUUUACCAUUUGAACACGUGAAAUGAUUAAAUAUUUUCGGAUUUAGAGCUUCGAAAUAAUUUGGAACAUCGCCAUUAAAAAAGCUCCAAACUCUCUGUAAACCUGUUGAAUUGAACCUAACCUUUUUCCCAGGUACAUAAUGAUGGUAUAUCACCUGGAAGACGGCACCUGCAUCCAUACUUCAGUCGUUUCCAUGCCAGAAACGGUCUUUACGAGCCUCGAAUUUGGCUACGUCGUGUUGCCGUGAGUAAACCAAGCCCUGAAUACUUUUGAAUUAUUUUCGAUGUGAAUAUUCUUGUGAUCAUCAACCAUUUCUUCAGCAAGGAGUGAUAAUUCAAAUAGGAGAAUCGAACUUAUAUAAGAUGCAAAAGCCAAUUAAAAUUUAGAUUAAAAAAAUAGAUAUUUUUGCAAAGAUAUAAGUGAUUGAACCAAACUUCAUCAAAUUUUCAGUGACCAGAAGGUUGUGCCAGUCGAUCGAGUCCACUUUUCACUGGCCAAUCACGGCGAGGACCGCCAUUUCCCCGACGCCUUCCACUACUCUUUCGAAGCCGCCUCUCACACCUACAACGUCGAUGUAUGCAAGAAAUAGCCUAGUUAAAAUAGCUGCAAAAAGAGCUUCUCUGCUCUAUGGCGAUAUUAGGCCAAAGCUGAUCCAAUUGGAUUUUAAAUUAACAACUAGCUUGAACUUAAUACUAAGAAAACUAUGCACUAAGUGGACACUAGACUGACCAGGCCUUUUUUGAAUGGGUCGCGGGAAGAUUCACUAAAACCUCUUCAAGUCCUCUUCUUCAAAGAGGUUCGCAUAAACUUCUAUGAAAAUUGAGAAAAGGCCUUUUUCCACUUUCUUUUUUACUACAAGCCAUUUCUUCCAUUUCAGAACUAACCAACUCAUAUUAGAUAGAUUACAAUUUUUCAAAAUGACAAAAAUGUUCGCCCAUGAAGCCUGAGAAUUCAAAAAAACUAUGAGUCGAAUUUAUGUUUUUUUUUUUCUCUCGAGCUGAAAAACUUAUCAAAAGAAUACUUUUUCAGGUUAAAAUAGUAGAGACUGUCUCUUUCAAGAUGGGUCUCGACCUCACAGCUCAGGUAUUUUAUUUCCAUUUUAUAAUUGAUAGCCGAUCGAAUUUAGGUAAACGAGAACAUGGCCGAAUUCGUCGUAAACGGAGUCAGAGGCUGGGGAACCGCCGAAUGUGAAUAUCGCAUUCAACCGUAUUAA